CGCGUGUCGCGUCCCCGUGCAUGCAUGCGUGCGGGUGUGCGUGCGUCUCUCUCUCUCUUUUUAAGUGUAUACCGCGAUUUUGAUCGGAGUCUCGUUGGUGGUGCCGUAUUCGUCUGUAACAUCUUCGAGAGAUUAUCGAUAAUAAAUAACAAUAAGAAAGAGCUGGUGUUCUUCUCGGGGUCCUUUAUCGUGUCGACGUCUUUUAAAGCACGUUCCGUGGUAUAUAUCACGACUAUUGGCGGCCGGCAGUGGCCGAGGUCGUCGGCUCGCGGCUCCGGUGCGUGAACGCGCGUGCAUGUGGUACUAGUAUCGCGACACGGUGCUUUUCACGAUAAUCCAAAUGUUGUCGUCGGAUGCGACUUUGGAUCGUCGUUCUCAUAACGAACGUGGACCUUUUCGUACUCGUCGACGUAGUAGCGAGUUGAUCGUCGUCGCUUGACAACGCGGUAAGAAAGGAAGAAGAAGAUCUUUGUGAGAAAAAAGUCGAAGAAAACGACGACAACGAAGAAGACGAAGAAGAAGAAGAAGAAGAAGAAGAAGAAGAAGAAGAAAAAGAAAAAGAAGAAGAAGAAGAAGGUGAACGUUCGACGAGAAAAUAAGAAAGAAAAAGAGAAGGAAGGAGUCUCGUUGGCGAAUUAAUCGCAUCUCUUAUUCACGUUCGGUUAAUAUAUAUAUAUAUAUACACGCACACACACAUAUAUAUAUACAUCUCAUUCUCUCUCUCUCUCUCUCUUUCUCCGGCAAGUCUAAGCGAGCCGCGCGCGCGUCGCGGUGCCAUUUUGGCAAAAUGAAAAUAAUAACGGUUAGGAGGCAGAACGCAGGGUGUGCAUCACCGGCAUCGCUUAUUCUCUUCCUCCUCCUCGGGAUUUUAUUCGGCGGUUGCGUCGACGCCGUUCUAUCGCGUUUACCGCGUUCUCUCGACCGUUCGAAAAACGAGACCGAUUGCGAACAAGUCGCAGCCUUCUUCGAGAACGAGAACAAUGUCGUAGCGAGGUUGAUAACUACGAGGCCGGAAUCUGGGACCACGUCUCCUAUAUCUAAGACGAUAUGUGACGCCCCAUGCUGUGGACACGAAGUCGAGGAUCAUUUGAGACACAAAGCCGGAAGGGAUUUUCACAAUUUGAUUCAUCAUCACAGCAGGAGUCUUCAGGGACUUCUUGCGACGACUGCUGAUGCAUUGAGAGAAACCGUAACGACAUUGGCGAAGCAGUCGGAGAACAAGACCCUGACCCUCUUCGAUCAAGUAUACCGAUCGAUGGCAGCUCAGAGUAAACCAUCGAUCAGAGCACUGUACCAAGCUAUGAUAGACUACGUGUCACCUAGUAACACGCCAGACAGUUUGCAACAGCCAUUGACGCGGGAGCUUCUUCACGAACGUUUCCUCGAGUUUUUCUCACGAUUGUUCCCGGUUGCUUAUCAUCACGCAGUUAAUCCAGGAAAGGACGAUUUCACGGAUAAAUUCAAAUCUUGCCUCUACGAAACGAUCGACGAGGUUCAACCGUUCGGUGACGUACCAAAACAAAUUUCAAGGGUCGUAGGAAAGAGUCUCGAGGCUACGAGAGUUCUUAUCCAGGCGUUGACGCUCGGCAAAACCGUCUUAGAUAGAACCGACAGCGCUUUAUUUUCUGGCACCAGUCCACAACAAGAAUCAUGCUACAACGCCCUACUUAGGAUGACCUAUUGUCCACGUUGCAACGGAAUCGGUGCUACUAUAAGACCUUGCAGUGGAUUCUGCACGAACGUUAUGAGAGGAUGCCUGACGGAGUCGGCAUCAGAGUUGGAUCUUGCGUGGUCUGGUUACGUGGAAACGGUCGAGAGGCUCGUCGUAGCGGUCGACGGUCGUAACGAUCCUUUGGGUCUGAAUGCCGAGAGGGCCGUCAGACAAUUGGACACCCGCAUUUCGGACGCCAUUAUGCACGCGAUGGGGAACAGCCGAGCUCUCGAGGAGAAGGUACGGAAAUUGUGCGGUCGUUCGGACGUCGAAUCGCCAUCGUCUGAAAUCAGUGGAAUAACCGAAGAUACGGUUGAAAGGUCAUCGGAGGCCAGUCUUGAGAUGCAUGCAGCUGCACCGCCACCGUCAUCGUCAUCUACCACGCACAGAACACUUCCCACCAAGUUGCACACCCAAUUGGGAAAUUUCUUGGCCAGCGUGGCCAGGUCUCGCACCUUCUAUGGCACCCUAGCUGAUACUAUAUGCGAGGAACAUCCCGAUAAACAUUGCUGGAACGGUGAACGAGUUGGAGAAUACUCGAAGACCGUGGUCGAUUCCAGUCUAAGUGCACAGAGGUACAAUCCGGAAUUCACGGUGACAACGGCUUCGUCAACGGCUUCCUACGGCAAUACGAACACCAGCGUACUCAUUGACCAAUUGAGGCACAUUAAUCAGAUAGUGCAGUCGCAAUUGGCAUUGGCACCAGAUGGAGGAACUCCGCUUGCCGAAGAAGCUCAUGAUGGUUCCGGAAGCGGAGACAGACCUGGUUGGAGAAACAAGGGUGAUACAAUGGAUACCGAUGACGAGGAUUCAACGGAUGACGAUCGAGAGGACGAAGAGAUCUCUGGAUCGGGAAUGGGACCACCUGCUGCGCCAGAUCCAUCGGUGAAGACCAAUCGAGAAUUCCGCCCAACAUUAGCCUCAUCGAGCAUGCUGAUGCCAUCGUUGUCGUUGAUUCUCGCGCUCGGCAUGUUAGUCGCCUAAAAAAAAAGAAAGAAAAAUGAAAAAGAAAAAAAAAGAAAAAAAAUCACAAAAAAAUGAAAAAGAAAAAAAUGAUUUCCUGUUUUCGAAAGAAGAAGACGAAGCUCCCAUAUUAUUGGUGCGUCGACGAAACGAUUUUCUCUUCUCCAUCCUCGAGACAGUGAAAUCGGUUGAGGAGAGAACGCAAAAGAGACGCCAUGUUGUGUAACGCGAUUCUUUCUUUCUCUGUAUAUAAGAAUAUAUAUAUAUAUAUAUAUAUAUAUGUAUGUAUGUAUGUAUGUAUGUAUGUAUGUAUAUGUAGAGAGAGAGAGAAAAAUAUAUAUAUAUUUUUUUUUCUUUUCGUCCUGGACAAGAAAUUAGAAUGGACGAGAGAGAUUAGUGACUAUUAGAAAAUGGACGCCAUCUUUUUCGAUGAUAUCUUCGAUAAAAGCGUGUCGAGGGGAAACGAACGAAUGGAAAAAAAAAAGAAAAAGUGUCAUCGGUCGGUAUCGUAACUCGGGUCUCGAGGGGAGAAUAAAUAAAAAAAAAAAGAAUUGAGAAAAUAAAUAAAUAAAUAAAUAAAAAGAUAAGAAGAAGGGGAGGAAGAUGAAGAAUAAGAAGAAAAAACGAAACAAUACGAAACGAAAAAGGAAACGAAAUGAAAUGAAUGUGUAACGAAAUGUAAUGAAAUGAAAUGAGAUGAAAUGAAAUGAAACGAAACGAUAUGUUAAGAAAAGAAAUCGGUCGAGUUAGCGGCAUUACUAAGCACGUAUGUAUUUAGAAAAUUUAGUUGGCGAGCGGUCGCGAGGACGUAGCGUUUGAAACUUUGCCAGAUGCAAAGCCAGACUAUACGACGACACGUAGAAAUCGUACGACGAGUUGCCGAAACGAGAAGUAACGAGGAAAACCAUCCGAUAAAACCAUCAGAAAGUCACCGUCGGAGAGAACGCAUUCUUGCGCGCGCGCGCAUGAGAGAGAGAGAAAGAAAAGGGAGAGAGAGAGAGAGAGAGAGAGAGAAAAUAUAUGGGUUGAAAAGAAAAACGAUAUUUGGAAGAACGUUACUCCUUUCUCACCACUUCUCUCGAGAAUAUUUCAAACUUUUCCAACGAUUUAUCGCUUUAUUCCCUUUUAUUCUUGGACAAAAUAUUCUUUCCCUACAUUUACGCGAUAUAAUCAAAGCCAACACGUCGCUUAAACUAAAUCUAGCUAAAUAUUUCUUUUCUGUUUUUUCUUUUUUAGUUGGUUUUGUUUUUUAUUUUCUUUUGUUUUGUUAAUGUUGUUGUUGUCUUUUUGAUCUUAAACAUAUUUUACUAAAUUUUUUGUUACGACAAUGUUGAUCAUUAAAUUUCUCUUUUCUUACUUUUUUCCUAUAUAUAUGUAUAUAUAUAUAUCGAAUAUGAAUACAUAUAUUUUUUACCAUCUCUCCAGAUCGAUAAGUCAUUUAUAAUGUACGUAUACGAUAUAUAAUGUAUAUGAUAUAUAAGGACUUCUUUUUAUAUAUGUCCAACUUAAAUCUUCUCGCAAGACUAAUGGGUUAUUUAAAAUGUAUUCUUUCUAUUUCUAAUCCUAAAUUUUUAUAUAUAUAUAUAUACCAGAUUUAAAUCCAUACUUUCUUUUUCUUUUUUCAUUCUUUUUUCUUCAGCGAUCUCUCUUCGCAAGACUAAUAGGUCAUUUAAAAUGAUGACUAUUUACGGUGAGCGUAAUCGAUUCGUCGUGGUUUUCCUCGUUUAAAGCUCGUCCCUCGUUCCGACGAACGCAUUUCAUUCAUUCCGUUGCUCGUCGUAAAUUAGAAGAAAAAAAGAAAAAAGAAAGAGGGAAAGAAAUAAGGAAGGAAGGAAGCAAGGAAAGAAGGAAGAUGAGUCGUCGCUCGCUCGUGACGAAGUCGUCGUGAUCGAUCGAUCGAUCGUGCGAAAAAAGAUCCCCAGAUCAUCGACGACGUUCGUUGGUGUGAUAUCGCGUAUGCCAUAUACAUAUACACACGUGUCGAAUAUUAUAAUAAUUGUAACUAACGAAUACACAUAUACGAACGAUAGGAAGAAAGAAAGAAAGAAAGAAAAAAAUGAAGAGAGAAAGAGAUGGAAAAAGCUGAAACACCGAAUGUCGCGUUAAAUAAUUAAUUAAUUAAUUAAUUAGUUAAUUAGUUAAUUAAUUAGAGAAAUAAUGAAUAAAUAAAAAACUAGCUUCGUUCAUUCGCGAUAAACAUUUCGGAGAACGAGUCGAAUCGACAUUUUCAUGUAUAGUUACAUAUAUUAUGUAAACAUACAUUAUAUAGGUAUUGUAUAAUAUAAUAUAAUAUUGUCAUUUCUACUCCUCGUGUAUUGAUUAUUCGCGAUAAAAUAUAAUAGAAAUUUCACAUUUUUUUGCCAAUUGGUACGCCUUCUUAUAUGGGUAUUCCUCGCAUCAUCUAAUUCAAAAUCUAUUUGGAAACGUAAACGACAUGGGGAAAAACGUAUUUUACAUGGAGAAGUUCCUAAAUUUGUUGAAAACGUUCUAAUGAGAUAUUAUCGAAAGUAUCAGAAAGGAAAAAUAGUUAUCGGCGAAUUUCGCCUCUCAGCGAGAAAAAUAAUAAUAAUAAUAAUAAUAAUAAUAAUAAUUAAUAAUAAUAAUAAUAUAAUAAUAAUUAAUAAUAAUAAUAAUAAUAGUAAUAAUAAUAAUAAUGAUAAUGAUAUAUUAUUAAUAUUAAUAAUAGUAAUUAUAAUUAUAAUAACAAAAAUAAUAAUACAUAUAAUGAUUUCUACUCGUAUUAUACGUGCUAUCGAAAUACAGUAUCGUUAAAGUUUUCAAACUCAAGAUCACCGUACUAACGAACAUAAUUACGAUUUUCUUUUGAUCGUUAAUAAAUAUCUAUAAUAGUCGUUAAAUAAACGCUAUUGAAAUUCUUCGCUGUAAAAUCGUUACGUCGAACCUUACGUACGACGAGCCUUCGACGUGAGAGGAUGAAAUUUUCUAAACGCUGAAAAGGAAAAAAGUAAAAAAAAAAAGAAGAAAAUAAAGAAAAUAAAAAGGCAAAAAUAAAAUAAAAGAAAUAAAUAAAGAAUUAAAUAAAUAAAAAAACGAAUCCGAAGACUUUGAAAACGUGUGAAAGUAUUAACGUUUAAGAAAGGACCAUCCAAAGGAGUAUACGAGAGGAAAUUAAAAAGGGGUAAAAAAGAAAAACCAAACAAAAAACAAUAAGAACGAAGCAGAGGCAUUUGAAAGGGGAAGAAAAGUUAUUAGUAAAUAAAUAAAUAAAUAAACAACUAAAAUAAAUAAAUAAAUAAAAAACAAACCGAUUGUGUACUUAACGAAUGUCGUAUCGCGACAUUCGUUGCAUCGUUAAAAUACAUUCGAAAAUACGUGUUAUUAUUAUUAUUAUUAUAUGCGCAUAUUCGAAUGAUUCUACAAAUAAGAGAUGCCGAUACGAUGAUAUACAAAAAUAAAUAACGUCUUUUAUUAAGUAAAUACGAUUUGUCGUGACGCUACCCUUUAUACCUACGAGUAUACUCACAAGACUGAAUAUAUAUCCCAUGGUACAGAAGAGAAAGACAGAGACAGACAGAGAGAGAAAGAGAAAAAGAAAAAAAGAGAGAAAGGAAAUACAUAAUUUCAGUCGUCGCGAUAAAAUCAAGGCAGACAGACAAACAGACAAACGGGCAUAGAAACAUACAGGAGGAGAAAGAGAAAGAGAAAGAGAGAGACAGAGGAAAUUUUCUACACGCUAAACUUACCGUCAACCGAGCUUUCCACGAACGAAAUCAUGAAUUCUUUUACGAGAGGACGAAAGAGAAAGAGAAAGAGAGAGAGUCGGAGGGAUGGAUACAAACAAAAAAUAAAGACAAAAAAAAUAGGAGAGAAAGAAAACAUGGGUAAAAAAUCAAGACAGAGAACACAGAUGAAAAUGACAAAAAAAAAAGGAAUAAUUAAGAAAAGAACGAGGAAGAGUCUGUAUAUAGUGAACGCGUGCUAUAUUUAUACACUAUACAUUAUACGCUAUAUAUAUAUAUAUGAAUAAAUAAAUAAAUAAAUAAAUAAAUAAAUGUAUACUUCGAUCUGAACUUUAAGGAAACGAUACGAGCAGCUAUAGAAAAAUUAUUGACAAAUUCAUCCGAUCGUUAUUAAAUCGUAAUAUCUGACGGAAAGACGAAAGAAAUGGAAAAUAAAAGAUAGAGAGAGAGAGAGAGAAAUAGGAGAUGACAGAUAGGAAGAAAAAAGAGGGAAAAUGGUAUUAAUAUGUGAGAGUGAAAGAGAGAGAGAGAGAGAAAGAACAAACGCGUAGGCGCUAAGUAAUAUUAACCCCUUCACGCUCGGAUGGCGCCACGCAGGAAGCAAACGAUUUUGCUCAUCAAGCCUUGGAAAUCCGGACAUUGCUACUUUAUCGUGUUUAAAGAUUAACGCUGCGAUUAAAGGAACUUUGUUGACGUGUAUUUCAGUUUGUAUUUUUGUUUUCAUCGAUCAGAAGUAAGAAGAAAAUAAUAAACAAAUCGAGACGACCGAAUAAACGGUCUGAAGUUGAAAGGGUUGAUGAGACGAAUACGUUUGUUUUUUCUUUUUUUUUUUUUCUUUUUUCCAAUCAAUUAUGAAUCAAUUCGUCGAUUUUUUUCAGAUCGAUUCAUACUUGCAGUUGCAUUGAAACAGUUGAGAUAAAUAUUAAUACACGAACAAGAAAUUGAUGGGACGUUAAGUAUAAUGGAAUUAGAAAAAAGAAAAAAUAUAUUAACGAAUGUUUGGAAGACGAGGAACACGAAACUCGCUUUGUAAUAAGAAUAACAAAAAUAUUUCUGGAUCGUUUUUUCAUAUUUAUUUAUUUAUUUAUUUAUUUAUUAUUAUUAUUAUCUUUUUUUUUUUUUUUUUGAUAGAGAUAAAAAUACCUAUCUUCGUCCUAUUAGUUCUCACUUUUGAUAAAAAUAAUAUCAGAAAAUAAAAGAUCAAAAGAAAAAGAAAAAAAGGAAGAAUUGUAUCGACAGACAUUUGCAAAGAAUCUAAGCGAAAAAAGUUUCUUGCCGAAAUAGAAAUUUUUUCUGAAUGAAAGUAACAUUUUCGAAAGUUUUAGAAUUCCUCGUAAAAAAGAAAAAAAAGAAAAGAAAUAAAAAGAGAAGAAUGAAAAAAAACUUUCGCUAUUGCGAAUGAACGAUCGAUCCCGUCAAUCGAAUACACGAAGAUACGUAAUAUAACUUAAAUAAAAAAACUUUUAUAAUAAAAAUGAAAUAAAUAAAAAGCAGAAAGAAACAAAAGGACGAAACAAAGAGGCCAAUGAUUGGUUAAACAACGAACGACAACGACGAAGACAACAACGAAGACGAGUCGUUUCGUUUACGUUGACCUAUGGCUCCACACGUUUUAAAAUCGAGAGAGCAAGAUUGAAAAGUUCGCGCUAUAUAAUGUAUCACAUGAUAAAAAGUUUCGAGCUCCUCCGACGUAUAAUAUUUUUUUGCGUGAGUAAAUGUAUGUGCGUGUAGUUGCACGUGUGUGCAUAUUCAUGCACGUGAGCGUGCGUGUAUCUGCACAGUGCGUGCGCUGUGUGCGUCGUAUUGCGUGCGAGUUUUUUUUUCUGUCCAAGGUUCGGCAAUCGUGAUCGACAAUCGUGAUCGACAUAAUUACGGGAGCGGAAAAAGAUCGAUCGUUUCGAUUGGACGGACGUCUCGCUCGUUCGGCCUUGAGAUGGUCCAUUGGCUCGUGAAGAAAAAAAGGGAACACAAAAAAAGAAAGACAGAAGAUAAAAGGAACAAAAUAACACUUCGACCGUUGUCAUCGAUGAUUUCGACUUUUUUUUUAUUUUUUUAUUUUUUUUUUUUUUCAUUUUAUUUGAUUUCUGCGUUGUUUUAUUUCUUUCUUCUUUUUAUUUUUGGUUUGCAAGAUCGAUCCUUCUUCAUUCCUUUUAAUUUUCUCUCUCUCUCUUUCUCUUUUAGUCCAACAUCCCUCAAAAAUUUGAUAAAGAUCGCAUGAAUUUAUUUGCGGAAUAUGAUUGCAUAUUAUUUAACGAGUAAUUAUUGUUAAAAGAGAAGAACGCAUUUUUUGCGUUCAAUUACGAUUCCUCGGAAAAAAAAGAAAUUGACAGAUUUCAACCCGUAAGAAAGAAGGCUUGCUAAUUUAUUGAAAUUUCGCAUAUGUGAGUGUAUGUUUGCGUGAUAUAUUUGAGGACUGAGACUUGAUAUACGAUAUAUAUUAUUGUCAGGAAUAAUUUCAGUAAAAGAAAAGAAAAAAAAGAACAGAACGUAAUAAUAAUAAUAAUAAAAUAAAAACGAAGUAAAACAGAAUGUACGUUUAAAUAUCGUACAUGUUAAUGCAUACGUAUUCGUAUGUGUGUAUAUAUACAUGUAUAGUAUAUGUAUAUAUACAAAUAUAUAUAUAUAUAUAUAUAUAUAUAUAUAUAUAUAUAUAUAUAUAGAUUGGAACAAAAAUUUGUAGGUAAUUUUUUAAAAUCAGUUAGUUUUCUUCUUCGACUUUUUAAGCUAAUUCUGUUAUUUUUUGUGAUUGUAAAAUUACAAAUCUAAAAAGCUUGUGGUCAAUUUAAAAACUUUUGGUCCAACCUGUAUAUAAAUAGACAUAUUUCUCGAUGCCCAGAUGUCUAAUUAGAGAAAAAUAUAAAGAUUAAUCUUCUCGCUUCGUCGUUUUAAACGACUUCUUCUCCGAACUAGAAAAUCACCGAUGAACGACGUCAUUUAUUUUAAAAGUAUAAUAUUUUUAAUGGGGAGUAGCACGAUACGCCUCGAUUUCGCCUACGAUUAUUACUUCUUUACGUCCGUUUCCUUUUUUAAUCUUUUUAUUUUUGUAUCUGUUUCUUUUUCUUUUUCUUUUUCUUUUUUUUUUGAAUUCUCCAUGAUUUUAUACGUUUUCAAAUUUACGUUUUCAAAUUUCAUAAUUCUGCAAAAAGUAAUUCGUUUCAUGUACCCCGAUUAUGUUAAAAACAAAUCGUUAUUAUAAAAUAUGUAUUUAAAAAUUACGAAAAAAUUGAUCGAAGUUAAGCAAACGUUAUAUCCAACAUAAUAAAUGUUAUGUAUAAUAACGAUUCUCACGAAAAAUUUGAUACUUUAAUAAUUACAUAAAUUACAUGUGCAUUGUGGAUGUACGAACACGAAUAUACUCGUGACAGAAUCUCUCUCUCUCUCUCUCUCUCUCUCUCUCUCUCUCUCUCUCUCUCUCUCUUUCUCUCAACAAUGUGUCAAUACUAACUAUAACGUAAAUAAUUUUUUUUAUUCUCGUUCACCUUCGCAAUUUAUUGUAAAAUUCACAAUAAUGUUUCUUUCCAAUUAAGAUUCUUUUCUAUUUCUUUACUAUUUUUUUCACAUUUUUCUAACAUCUUCCGAUCAAGUAAAAAUAUAAAAAUAGUUAAUUUUUAUUAUUUUUAAUGUUCCAAAUGAGUUCCAAUGACAGAAAUGAUACGCACAAGAUAAUUAUGUAAUUAUAUUCGUCAAAUUUCAAACGAAACACUAUAAAUCGAACAUUUAACAUUACAAAGCGUUGGACAUAUCGAAAAAGAUAUAGUCGUAAGAACAAUUCGAAGCUUUAUCAAGCGUUUGGCUGUCUAUCUGUGAUUGAUUAAAAGAAUUACGAAAAAGAAUUAAACAAAAAAAAAGAAGAAAAAAAAGAAAGAAAAAAAGAAAAAAAUGCUAUAUAGACAAAAAGAAAAAGCAUAUUUUUUGUUUCUCUUUUUGCUUACGAGGUGCUUUAUUAGAUGUACUACUAUCUAUAGAAUAAAAAAAUAUUUGUUUUCUUUUUUAUCAUUUUUUUUUCGCUGCGAUAAAAGGCAAAACAAAGAUUUAUUAUUAUUUUUAUUCUUAUUAUUAUUAUUAUUAUUAUUAUUGUUGUUGUUGUUGUUAUUAUUAUUAUUAUUAUUAUUAGCAAAAUUAUUAGAUUAAAUUAGGAAAGAAUGUUCGAAAGCCAAGAAACGCCAAUCGCCAUUUUGACUGUGAUCCUCGGCGGCGUAUCGUGUCACGUGAUACCUAUCAUUGAUAUAAAAAAGACGAAAACGAAAUCGACAAAAAUAAUUAAAAGAACAAAUAAUAAUAAUAAAAAGAAUUCGAGAACAGAACGAAGCCCUUUUAAGUGUUACGAUGUUUCAGUUUUUUCUUCUUUCUUCUCGUAGGCGCCUUAACGAUAACGCAGGACAUGAUUGAGAAAAAAAAGCAAAAAACAAAAAAAAACAA
This is a messenger RNA of Vespula vulgaris, 10794 nucleotides long. It is a transcript of the gene dally, whose product is annotated as division abnormally delayed protein. The record is from RefSeq and is a predicted model, not a curated record. The transcript has 8 exons. Bases 788 to 2695 code for a protein of 635 amino acids. Lineage: Eukaryota; Metazoa; Arthropoda; Insecta; Hymenoptera; Vespidae. Gene Ontology annotation, cellular component: extracellular region; cell surface; plasma membrane. Gene Ontology annotation, biological process: positive regulation of canonical Wnt signaling pathway; regulation of protein localization to membrane; cell migration.